Molecule: messenger RNA, 1211 nt
Organism: Rhododendron vialii
Lineage: Eukaryota; Viridiplantae; Streptophyta; Magnoliopsida; Ericales; Ericaceae
Exons: 7
Coding region: 169-915 (248 amino acids)
Molecular function (GO): mRNA binding
Source: RefSeq, a predicted model, not a curated record
CUUUCCCUUCCUUUCUCAACAUCCGAUUCUCUCUCUUCUCUUCUCUUCUCUCUCUCUCUCUCCUCAAAAUCCCACCCAAAAGUUCAAAACCCUAGAUUUCCUCAAUCAUACAUACUGUUUGAAUAUAUCAUCUUCGAUCAGCGAUCGAUCAGUAGAGAGGGUAAGGACAUGUCGACUGCGCCCUCAUCUUCGAACUCCAUGUCACUACCGAACGCUUCGAACCCUUCGAUUUCUGCACAAUUCACCUACUCAAACGCUUCCUACUUUCCGGUGCCUUUCCACGUCCAACAACAAUCCUACGCCGCCGCUCCCCCUCUUCCUCCGCCUCCGGUGAACCUUCCGUCCGUCUACCAGGCCCAGCCUCCCCUCCCCGGAGUUUACACGCUGCCGCAGUAUCAGCAGGCCCAGCAGUUAUUCCAAAGGGAUGCACAAACCAUAACGCCGGAAGCUCUCGAAAGUGUGAAAGCUGCUCUUGCAAACAGUGAAAUUGAGCACAAAGCAGAAACAAAAAAGAAAGCUAUACCUCGUAAAGCUGCUGGGCAAAACUGGGAGGAUCCUACACUUGCAGAAUGGCCAGAAAAUGAUUAUCGUCUAUUUUGUGGUGAUCUUGGAAACGAGGUGAAUGAUGAUGUUCUUUCUAAAGCUUUUACUCGAUUUCCUUCGUUCAACAUGGCCAAGGUUGUCAGAGACAAGCGUACUGGAAAAACCAAGGGCUAUGGAUUUGUUAGUUUUUCAAACCCUUUAGAUCUUGCAGCAGCGUUGAAAGAAAUGAAUGGUAAAUAUGUUGGAAAUAGGCCUAUCAAACUACGCAAAAGCAACUGGAGAGAGAGGACUGACAAUGAUGCCUUGGAAAGACAGAAGAACCACUCUCAAAAGAAACCAAAGCUUCCUAAGAAGAGUGUGUUGCACAAGUGACCCUAGAUCUAACUGGUGGUAACUGAGGUUGAAGAAACGUGGAGCUGUGAAGUCCUUUGGGUCUGUCUACAUGCCGCUGUGACUGAGUUUAUUUACUGUACAAGAGUUGCAUUCACAGCAAAUUUGUAUUCAUAAAAUUUGAACUUUAAAGAGAUGCACCUACUGAGAGGUUUCACUGUACUGAAGGCAAUGAGUCGCACUGAAAGAAUGAAACUUAAGAGAAUGCAUUUGGUUUUACUGGGUUUACAUGACUUAUACUAAUUUUUAAUUCAAUUGCUCUCUGCUUCUACAUUCCA